AUGGCUGGACAACAAACAAGGGCAAGGAGAGAAAAUCCGCAGCCACAGCGCGAGAAUGACGAUAUGCCACUGCUCCAAGAGCAAGGACUGUCUCCACCACCAUACAACACGCGAGAUUCCACCCAGAGUGCACCGCAGGAUAUUCCUAUGUCUGGCACUGGCACCGGCUUUGUUCCCAUCGAUCCCAUAUUCCAUGAGGCCCCUCCCCCCACCUACGGCACUGUGCUUGAAGAGAUCAAACAAAUUUUCGCCUUCAACUGUGCCUCUUAUCUAUACAUGAGAUCCACAGUAUUCUUCGCCCUGGGAUCACUUUUUGAAGCUGAUAUCAAUGACCAGAGCGAUGGAAGUAACAAUGAAAAUAUUCUCAAUGACAAUGAGAACAAUGAAUCCCAGCCUUGA
Molecule: messenger RNA, 399 nt
Organism: Penicillium samsonianum
Lineage: Eukaryota; Fungi; Ascomycota; Eurotiomycetes; Eurotiales; Aspergillaceae
Exons: 2
Coding region: 1-399 (132 amino acids)
Source: RefSeq, a predicted model, not a curated record